CACUGUGUAUAUAUAGAUUAUAAUUUAUUGUUUUAUCCAUGAAUAUGACUUUGGAGGGUUGUUUGUACAAACUCCGCCGCACUAAGGGUGAAGAAUAUAAUAAAGAAGCGGAUGUGCACCUGCUGUCACUGUGCAUCUGAAUGCUGAAAUUGCAGAAAGGACAACUUUUUUGCAAUUAUGUUGCAGCAUUGGUGCCUUUUAUUGCACAAAGCAACAAUAUUAUAAUUAUGAUUUAUAUACUGAACGUCGACUUUGGAUUUUAACACCCAUGACCUGCACAGCGAAUUUUGUGAUUUUUGUUGUUUAUUUAUAGUUUUUUGUACACGUCAAAAGAGACAGAGGGGAUCCCGUGUAUUAGUGGGUCUGGUUAUCAUUUGUGGGUUGAAUUUUUUUUGGAUCUGAAGAGUCUUAAACAUGUAUGCAGGACGGAAAAGGAGAAAACCAGUGCAAAGAACGGUGAAACAGUCCCCAGCUGAAGGUGUGAAAUCAAACCCAUCCAAACGUCAUCGAGACCGGUUAAACUCUGAGUUGGACCAGUUGGCCAGCCUCCUUCCGUUUCCCGAAGAGGUUACCAGCAGCCUGGACAAACUCUCCAUCCUGCGUUUGAGUGUCAGUUACCUGCGAGCUAAGAACUUCUUCUCAGUUGCCCUGAAAAACCACAACUGCAACAGUUUAUCAGCAAACAACAGUAACCAUGACAACAGUAAAGCCUCGGGAUUGGCUGAUGGGUGGCUGUCUGAGGGAGAGCUCCUACUGCAGGCCCUUAAUGGCUUUGUGUUGGUGGUCACCUCUGAGGGGAUAAUUUUCUACUGCUCUCACACCAUCCAGGAUUACUUAGGAUUCCAUCAGACAGAUGUGAUGCAUCAGAAUGUCUUUGAACUCAUUCAUACUGAGGACCAACAGGCCUUCAGACAUAACUUACACUGGGCCCUGAAUCCUCCUCCAGCCAGCACCCACACAGAUGAGUCCCCACAAGAUGGGGAUCUGGUCCCAAGUAUGGCUCUUGUGACAUGCAACCCUGAGCAGCUGCCUCCUGAAAACUCCUCUUUCCUCGAGAGAAAUUUUGUCUGUCGUUUCCGUUGCCUCCUGGACAAUUCCUCAGGAUUCCUAGCCCUGAAUCUACAAGGACGUCUGAAAUUCUUGCAUGGACAGAACCGGCGAUUGGAUGAUGGAGGCCAAAUGCCGCCCCAGCUCGCCCUGUUUGCCAUAGCAACGCCCUUACAGCCUCCCUCCAUAAUGGAGAUCCGAUCCAAGAACAUGAUUUUCAGAACUAAGCACAAGCUGGACUUUACCCCAAUGGCCUGUGAUGCAAAGGGGAAAAUCAUUCUUGGCUACACAGAGGCAGAGCUGAGAGUUCGUGGUUCAGGGUACCAGUUCAUCCAUGCUGCCGAUAUGCUCUACUGUGCAGAGAACCAUGUUAGGAUGAUCAAGACUGGAGAAAGUGGCCUAACUGUGUUCAGACUACUUACAAAGGACAACCGCUGGAAAUGGGUACAAGCUAAUGCUAGACUUGUCUACAAGAACGGCAAGCCUGACUACAUCAUCGCCACCCAGAGGCCUCUUGUAGAAGAAGAAGGUGGGGAGCACUUGAAGAAGCGAUCUAUGAAUCUUCCUUUCACCUUUGCCACUGGAGAAGCUCUGCUGUACCAAACCAGCUACCCCUUCCCAGGUUUCUCUGACAACCUUCAGGGCAAAGGCAAGAGCAACAAAACCAAAAAGAGCAAGGUGGAUAAAGACUCCAAGGAUGAUCUGGACCCCAACUCUCUUCUGGGAGCCAUGAUGAGACAGGACAAAACGGUUUAUGUUUGCCAGCCUGCAGUGGAGCCAAGAAUGUCCUUCCAUAGUAGCCUCUUCAGUGAACAAGGAGAGACUAGCUCUUUCUCUUCUUCUGCAGAGAACGAUAGUUGGAAUCCAGUGCAGAAUGGUGUAGUUGCAAACUCCAAACAAGAGCCUUCAAGUUUUGACCCACUUCUAGCAACAUUAGACUCUCUGUCCCUGGAAAAUGAGGAGAACUGCUCCAACAGCGAGCUCUUCAAUGCCCUGGAAAACCUUGGACUCAAUGCAGAAGAUCUGGAGUUACUUCUUCUGGAUGAGAGGAUGAUCCAGGUAGAGAUGGAACCAGAUUACAUCCCAUCUCUUAACGAUAUUCUUACCAAUAAUGAAAUAAUUUCCUACGUCCAUGAUUUGUUGGAAAACCGUAACGAGGAUGGACCAAGUGGUGAAGAUACUUGGAUCCCUGUUGCUGCACUAGAUUCUGCUGCACCUCCUAAGCCAUGUUCUGCUUCUGAGUCGGCUCCUCAAGUUACUUCCUCUAUGCCUGCUCCGUACAUACCUUUCUGGCCACAAAAGCAGACAGCACCCAUAGUUCAGCUUUCGCAACGGAUGCAGCAACAUCUCAACGGACAGUCGGUUUGCCACAAAACUGAGACCUGGAUCCAUGAGCCAAUUCCUCAGGUGUCUACAACAAACACUGAGACAACUACAUUUAACCAGCAUGACUCCUUGUUGGUUAACCCGGUAACAGGUUUGCACAAUGGUCAUUGGGUUACAGAACACAUGCAAACCAACUUGAACAAGACCUUACAGUUUGUAGACAAGAUAACGGAAACUAGUAAAGCACAACCACAGCAAUUGCAGCAAAACCAGUUGCCACUCCCAUUCCAGUAUAAAAACAAAACUGUUGAGGGUGGCAAUACCCCUACAAACGGCUACAGUGACCCUCAAUGGCACAGAUACAACUUCACCGACCAAGUAGACCUCGUCACAAACAGAUCUUGUUUUCCUAAUGGCCACCCCACCACAUAUGUACGGAACACAAUGAGUAACUAUGUGGGUUACAGUAUGGCUGAUGGAUCAGGCAUGGAUUUUACAAUGAACAGCAGUUCAGCUGGGGAUGUAGGGCAGUUUCAGGGAGUCAUUGCAUCAUCUGCAUCCUAUCAGCAGGGUUAUCUGAAACAGCAGCAGCAGCCAAAGGUCACAUCCACUUAUUACACCUCCUAUACCAAACAGAACUCCUCACUAGAGCAUAUCCUGGGAUUAGCCCCACCUCCGAACCUCCCCACAUUGACAGAUUACGGCUCUGAUAUGACCCAUGACACCACCCACAGUAAGAUGGAGACUGGCUUCAUACUCAACUCCACUACUGUGGCCUACACAGGAAGUUGUCUGGUUCCCAAUGGCAACGCAGUGGCCACCCCCGGCAACAGUCCCCAUGCCCUUUCUGAGCCACUCCCACCUCCUCCAGACCCUCAGACCACUGGCUUCUACCUCUGAUCAGACUCAGACAGAUCUGUCCGGAGAGACAGUCAGUCACAAGUCGACUAGCAAAAAAAAAAAAAAAAAAGUGACUUUUUGUGUUUAAAGUUUGCUUAUCAACUUGAAUUACAUUUAUUUUAAUUUAUACUAAAUGAGCCACAUUCACCUUAGGAAUAUCAAACCACUUAUAGUCGCUGAAGAAAAUCAAGCCAACAUAAAAUGAUAGCACUCUCAAUUACAACAUAUAUGAAGAUUAUGUUUGGAUUAUUUCUGACUAAGCGUAAGAAAUUAAUGAUGCUUUGUGAAAUCUACAGAAAAUGUCUGCAGUUGGCAUUCAGUAUGCAGUUUAAUGGGUCAUUCACACGGAACACGUUUCUGCGGAAUUAUGUUUUUGAAUUACUUUUCCAUGAAACGUGCUGGACAGAUGUCUUUGUCCGUUGCGAUGCAUCUUGCUGCUUUUUUAACGUUUCGUGCUACGAUCGAAACUUUUUUAAGAUGCCCUGUCAAACUAAAAGAACUUUAACUUCUAAAAAUGUGUCUUCUUGAGACACCUGAAUUUUCUUCCGUUCAUUGCGUUGCGUCCAAAUCUUUGCUGUUUUUUUUUUUUUUUAACGCAAGAACGCAUUCUGUGUAAAUGGCACAAUUAGAGAUGUUCCCUCUGUAAUAAGUGUGUUUUGGGUGUAUUUUUUUGUGUAGGUAUGUGUGAGAGCGUGUAACGUCAGUCGCAAUUUAUUGGGCCUCUUUCAUGAAACGUGAGAAAAGCACAUUUCUGUGUAAAUCGUAUGCACAAAUUCUAUUCAACAACAGUUUUAAUAUCAAUAGUUAAUUAAUAACUAUUGAACAAUAGUUUCGUUCAAUCUCAAAUUAUAGUAAACAUUGAAUUACACAAAGACUGAAGAAGAAAUGUCCAUGUAUAAUGUUUGUUAUGACAGUCUACUUAAGAAUGGUUUUACGAACGAUUUACACCGAAAUCCAUUCUGCUUCAUGUUUCACGAACGAGGCCUACUGAGACUUAUUCAUUAAAUGCGAGCAGAACAAAUUUCUGCAUAAAUCGUUCAUGAAUCCAUUCUUGCAUAUAUAUUGGCAUGGUAUUGAAUUCAAUGGUUUUACUAACAAUUUACACAGAAUGUUGUUUGCUCGUGUUUCAUGACUGAGGCCAAUUGUCUGUAAAUGAUGUCAAGAGUGUAUGUAGCAUAUAGCCGUUACGAAACCAAUUGUUCAGAAACAGUAAAUUAUUUCAAUUUUAUAUGAACAAGAUUGCGAUGCAUACUUGUUUAUGAAUAGGCAAGAGUGUUCCAUUCCUUUUAACAGUCAUAUAGUAAACGAUAAUUUAAAAGUAAAAAUACACAAGAUGUCAAUAAAAAAGCAGUAAAAGUUAGCUGUAAAAAAAAAGUCACUUAGCCAUUGCCUGACCUCUUCAUCUCACUAUUACAUUGGGUGAGGUUAUAUUUCGAGAAGCUGAUUCUAGAUCAGCGUUACAAAUCUACUUUUACCAGCUUCCGUCCUUUUAGAUACAGGUGUUCAAGUGUUUAGUAAUUCCAGAACUUAUCCAUAAUGAUCUUGCGCAUAUUCGUAGGUAUUUGUACAUAAAGUGUACACGUACGUUUUUGUACAUUUGAAAAGACACUAAAACAUACAAUAUCAACGUAUUGAGAGAAAAAUUUAAUUUUUUUUAAAUAUUUACGAACUGGUCGGAUCUGAAAUUCUCACCGCAUGUGAUCGAGUUCAAUAUGCAAACACAAUGAGGUAAAUGCGUUGUGUUAAACGUUUAAUCGCUAUUUUAUUCAUUUAAUUAUAAAUACAAUAAAACCAACCUAUGAAUUCAAUAUUCUACAAACCUCAAAGGAUGUGUAAACAUUUGUCUCUAAACUCGUUUUGCGUAAAUUUAAGUUUUCAAUUUACGAUUUACAUUUUUCUAUUUACUCUACCAAUUCGUUGAUAUUUCAGUGUCUAUCCAAACGAGAAGCACACUUAAUGUACAAAUUCAUACAAAUACUAAUGAGAUUACAUUGACUCAUCAACGAAACCAAUUCAAAAGCGGGGUUUGUUUCGUCUUGGAAAAAGAGAUUCUGGAAACUUACAUUAUUGAAUGUGUUGCGUAUUUUGUAAAGCAGUAAAAAAAAAAAAAAUGUUAUGUGAUAUUAUUUCAUCAAGGUGUUUAUUAAUAAUAUUGUUAAUUUUAAUAGUAUUAUAAAGUCACAGAGAAAAUUACUUUUCAGGCCAGCCUCUGUUUUUAAGUUUUAAUUUUAAAUACAUAUAUACUGUACAGAUGUUUCUUAUAAGAGGUAACACUCAAAUUGUAACUAUGGGUUCAAAUUUCUUUAACACACAUAUGAGAAAACAAUAUGACAAUCAUUUACGAAAUGUUUAAGUACAAGUUUGUAAAUAGUGGAAAAACUGUUUAUUUAAUAUUGCCGUAAGCACUAUUUUAAGAAGCACUGCCUUUUUAGCGGCACAAGAUGUAGCUUCUAGAGAAUUUUUUUGGAGUAAAUGUUAUAUAAUUUCUUUAGGUAAUGUGUUCUGUUUGUCUGUUUUAAAAAAAAAGAAAAAAGUUAUACACUUUUAAUGAAAAAAAUUACCUGAUUAUCAUGAUUAAUUUUACUUUCAGAAUUUAAAUGUUUUGCUAUUUGGUUAGAAAUUAUGUCAGCCAUGUCAAGUCUUUUUUUAAAGAAAUUCACAUUUCGAUUUAUUUUAAUAUUCUAACACACUGAAAGUAGAGGUGAAGAUAUGCAGUUCUGUCUGUUUGUCAUUUGACUGCUUGUUGAAAUGUACAAUUUGGUCCUUUAAUUAAAGAAU
Messenger RNA from Myxocyprinus asiaticus (Chinese sucker), 6051 nucleotides. Its product is annotated as aryl hydrocarbon receptor-like. The transcript has 11 exons. Gene Ontology annotation, biological process: regulation of transcription by RNA polymerase II. The record is from RefSeq and is a predicted model, not a curated record. Gene Ontology annotation, molecular function: nuclear receptor activity; transcription cis-regulatory region binding; protein dimerization activity. Gene Ontology annotation, cellular component: nucleus; aryl hydrocarbon receptor complex. NCBI's taxonomy places the organism in Eukaryota, Metazoa, Chordata, Actinopteri, Cypriniformes, Catostomidae. The coding region runs from base 415 to 3273 and encodes 952 amino acids.